AGCGUGAGCUUGCUUACGUUUGUUUUGGUACCCGGUGUCUCGGCUUUCAUGGUCACUGCGGUGCUGGUGGCCGCUGUCGUGGGCGGCGGCGUCCUGCUCCUUCUCCGCCGCUUGUUCCCGGCUCAGAAAGCCGCUAACAUGCUCCAGUUUCCGGCGAGCACGAUGCGAGGAAAGACCGUGAUCGUCACCGGAGCGAACAGCGGGAUCGGCAAGGCUCUGGCCGCCGAGCUGCUGAAGCUCCAGGCCCGCGUCAUCAUGGCCUGUAGGGACCGGGACGGCGCCGCGGAGGCCGCCCGGGACAUCCGGAAAGAGUCCGGGGAAGGACACGGGGAGGUCGUGGUCAAACAUCUGGACCUGGCUUCUUUGAAGUCAGUCCGGAAGUUCUGUGAGGAGAUCCAGGAGGAGGAGCCGAAAAUCGACGUGCUGGUCAACAAUGCCGGGCUCUACCAGUGUCCGUACACAAGGACCGAGGACGGUUUUGAAAUGCAGCUGGGGGUCAACCACUUGGGUCACUUCCUCAUCACUCACCUCCUGCUGGACCUGCUGAAGAAGUCAGCGCCCAGUCGUAUCGUCGUCGUCUCCUCAAAGCUCUAUAAAUAUGGCCACAUGAACUUCGAGGACCUCCACAGUGAGAGAAGCUACGACAAAGCUUUCUGCUACAGCCAGAGCAAGUUAGCCAACCUGCUGUUCACCCUGGAGCUCUCCAAGCAGCUGGAGGGGAGCGGCGUCACGGUCAACGCCCUGACGCCCGGGAUCGUGAGAACCCGGCUGGGCCGACACGUCAACAUCCCCCUCCUGGCAAAGCCGCUCUUCUCCCUCGCCUCGCUGGUCUUCUUCAAGAGUCCACUGGAGGGAGCACAGACUCCGCUUUAUCUCGCCUGCUCUCCAGAGGUGGAGGGCAUUUCGGGGAAGUGCUUCGCGAACUGUGCAGAGGAAGAGCUGAUGGCCAAAGCCACAGAUGAGCAGGCGGCCAAGCGACUGUGGGAUGUCAGUAUGAGGAUGGUGGGACUGACAAAUUGAGAGCAGUGCAGAGACGUGCUUGUCAGGCUGCACAAACACGUGCCAUGAAAAGAAUUUGCCGUGUCAUGUUGCUGAACUAAUAAUGUGUUUGAAUUAAA
Molecule: messenger RNA, 1118 nt
Organism: Synchiropus splendidus (mandarinfish)
Lineage: Eukaryota; Metazoa; Chordata; Actinopteri; Syngnathiformes; Callionymidae
Gene: rdh14b
Product: retinol dehydrogenase 14b
Exons: 2
Coding region: 49-1020 (323 amino acids)
Source: RefSeq, a predicted model, not a curated record